Molecule: messenger RNA, 937 nt
Organism: Brassica napus (rape)
Lineage: Eukaryota; Viridiplantae; Streptophyta; Magnoliopsida; Brassicales; Brassicaceae
Product: mediator-associated protein 2
Exons: 5
Coding region: 162-764 (200 amino acids)
Source: RefSeq, a predicted model, not a curated record
AAAGUAACCCAAUUCACUCAAAACUACGUCGUUUUCGAGUGAACUACAUAUAAAUUAUAAAACUGGGAAAGGGUUUUAGGUCAUCGUCGUCGCAUCGACUCUCUCCGGCGACUACUCUCUCCAUCCCGCCGUCGACAGAGCAACACUCCGUUCUGAGAGAGAUGGCGUUGGAUUACAAACCUCCAGAAGAGUUCGUAGUCAACAGCUUACAGCCCCUCGCUGACUUCGACGUGACGGGAUCCACGGAGCUCUGGCUCAUCCAGUGCCCUAUGAGCCACGUUCCGGAGAUCGAAGGGAAGGAGCUCAAGGUUAAGCUUGGUGAAGAUGGAGUCUUGGGACGUUUCGAGGAUUCUUCUGGUAAAGAGGUUGAACUUGUUAGCUUUGCUUCUCAAGAAGGUGAUGCAACUGUGAUUAUACCUUGUGAGAACGAAUCUAAGAUCGUUGGGAAGAUUUCGAGGCGAGUUUCGUUGGUUCGGUUUCCUGAACCGGAAGAGCUGCUUGAGACAUUUAAAACUCAGCAGAAGGCUUUGAGAGCUGUGACGAGUUCCUCUGUUAGAAACUCUAACCCAGCUAUGAGUAGCAGGCGUAAAAGCGGACAGUCUUCUCUUCGACAUAGCGGCAGAGAGAAGAGCUUUUUCUCUGGCUUCACUGAGACUCCCAAGUCUUCUAAAAGAAAGCAUUCGGAGCCUUCUGCGAGCAAACAUGGUUCGGGCUCUUCGGAUCGGUCGGGUAAGUCUAAGAAGAAGGUGAAGACUGAGAAGUAGAGAUGAUUGUUUUUCUUCUUCUUUAUGUGAUGGUUUUGAUGUUGAAUUUUUGAUUAUGUGAGACGAUAAGCAAAAAAUAGUAUUGUAUCCGAAUAUAUAACUUAUUUCUCCAGUCAUGGUUAUGAAUUACAGGCUUAAGGAUUCAGACAAAAGCUAUAUGGCUUGUUGUUCUU